CAUUUGCCAAAAAAACGCGAACAAGUUCGGAACGGGGGCGAGCGGACGUCGAAGCCUAAUAGAGUAAACAACGCGACCGCGCAGCAGCUGUCCGCAGUUGAAUUGAGAGAAGGCCAACGGUAAAACAAUAGGCAGAGCAGAUUAGUCGUGCGUAUCGAGUGACUAAAGGCGGAUGCAUAUUUAAUACACAUAAAUACACCUACAAUUUCAUUGCCCCUAAUUAAAAGUGUUCAAAACUCAAAUAUUUGAUCACAGAUUACCAAAUCAGGGGCUACCGCAAGGAAGUGGAUCACACACCUAGUCAACAAAAUGAAAAAUUUAAAUAAAAUAUUUAACAGUGAAAGUGAAAAAGGCUAAAGUAUUCAGUAUUUAUGCCUACGAAUCCAAUAUCAAGUGUAGAAUAAAUUUGAGCCAGCAGGCUGCCCAAACUGACAGUAAAAGUGGAUGGGCAUUUAUAAUAAAAUAAUCAAGUAAAAGCAGAUAACAGAGGAAAUGAAAUGAUGAAUUGAAUUGAAAAUGAAGAUAAAAUAUUUUUGAAAGUGGUAUUGAAAAGUGCGCUUUCCAAAAACUGAAUAAAUAAAAUAAGAGCUACGGGGCUCACCAUUAUAAUUUAAUAUUUAGCGUUAAAUAAUGGCAGAUUGCCACUAGAGAAAUAUGGAAAAGAGGCCGAGCGACAGUCCCGGAAACUGUCGCGUAACGAGAUCAAGCAUGACGCCCACGCUGCGCCUGGAUCAAAGUCCCAGGCAGGACCAUCAUCCCCAGCAGUCGGAAAGUGCCAAAAAUGCAGCACCUAGAAGGUCUAAGUCGCCCACUUCUGGAAAGUCGCAAGCGGCGCAGCAUCACCAGUUUCGGGCUCCCCAGCAACAACAAGAACCCAAAAACCGAAAUAAGGCCUGGGUCAAGAGGCAGCACAAGGCCGGAAGUAAGCACAACACCAGCACCUGUGGCGGCGCCAGCAGCGCCCAGUCGCAGUCUACUGGCUCCACCGCGCCAGCUACUUCCCUCCUGCCAGCAACGUCGUCGGCAGCCCACAAGGCUGAUCUUGAGAACAUCCAGAAUAUUCAUAACAAAAAUCAGAUUACUGGCGGGGGAAUCAACCACCACGGAAUCGCCGGAACCGCCCAUCACGUCGGUGUCAAUGCACAUCACGUCGCAGUGGGUGGAGGUGGUCACCAUCACCAUCACAACACGCGACUAGCGCAGAACGCCACUGGUGGUGGAGCGACCGGAGGAGGAGCCAUGCAGCUCUAUAAGAAGAUGCUGACACACAGGGGUCACCAUCACCAUGUGUUGUGCGCUGGAAACAAUGCGAAUCACACUUGCUGCUUGGUUACAGGCUGCAACGGCAGUUCUGCCAGCGGAGCGGGCGUGCCCGCAAGCGGAGGCGUUGGAGUCGCAUCGGGCGGCGGAGGAGCGACCUGCAAGGAGGCGCAGAGCAGCAAGGACACCAGCUCCCUGAGCGGCAACAGCAGCGUCACGGGCAGCGCAGCAGCUGGAAAUGCUGUACACUAUUGCUGCGGCCGCUCUAAGUUUUUCCUGCCGGAGAAGCGGUUGCGCAAGGAGGUGAUUGUCCCACCCACCAAAUUUCUGUUAGGCGGCAACAUCUCCGACCCGCUUAACCUUAAUUCGCUGCAGAACGAGAAUACAUCGAAUGCCUCCUCCAGCAACAACACACCGGCCACCACGCCCCGCCAGUCGCCCAUCACCACCCCCCCGAAAGUGGAGGUGAUAAUACCGCCCAACAUCCAUGAUCCACUCCACUUGCUGGAUCCUGUUGAUUCGAUGGAGUACGAGAAGCAGCUUACUUCGCCGAUGAAGCGUGGAGGCGGCGGCGUUGGAGGGGGGAUGCUGCACCACCGACAGCACCACCACCGCACGAGAAAGAACCGAAAGCGUCGGCGCUUCGACUCCAAUAACACAUCGCACGCUGGUGACGAAUGCGGUGGCGGAGGCGAGCUGGCCGACGAACCGCCGCAGCCUACAGCCACCUCCUCGCUGGCGGCGUCGCCGGUGGCAGCGCUCGUCAACGUCGGAGGCAGUUUGCUGCUAAGCGAGUCCGCCGUUCCGGCCGCCGGCGAAACGGCGGAAACGGGCCAACAGCAGGCGCAUGUGCGAUCUCCGCAGUCGGCCGCCAUUUCGGCCACCGCUGAGAUGCCAUCGUCGACCGAAGCAGCGGCGGCUGCAGGGGCUGAGGAACAAGUGGAAGAGGCGGCGUCGGCUCCGUCGCCGGCAGCGCCGUCAUCGCCAAAGCUACAUCAACAUGUGGACGCAGCCGCGGAAGAAGGCCCAGCUGCUGCGCCGCCUGCUGCUGCUGAGCCGCUGGGGGAGGAGAUGCUGCUCAGUUUUUCGACUACAUCGACCACAUUGGCGGUGGCGUCGACGCUGGCAGAGCGGCGGGCGCAGGCCAGCAGGGACUUGCGUCUGGAUUUGUCGAGCACGUGCUACGGCGUCGGGGGUACGGGGCUGAGUUUCGGCGGCAGCAGCGGAGCCAGCAUAGGCACUGGUGUUGGUGGAGGCGGCGGGAGGAAGAGGAAAAUCAGCGAGAGCAACAAUUCGCAAAAGAGCAAGAAAUUUCAUCGCCACGAAGUUAUGGAUAAAAUCGUCAGUCCCGUGGUCCCGCAGCCAGGAGCCUGGAAACGGCCACCGCGCAUCCUGCAGCCUAGCGGAGCUAGAAAGACGAACUCGCGCCGGUCGACAUCCUUUAGCGAAUCUGAGAUUAUCAGUCCCGUAGAGGAGGGGCCUCCAAAACAGCUGCCUCUCAUCGAUGUUGAGAUACCCCGGGGCGACACGCCAGAUUUACCAGAGCACGGGCUUGGGAGUCCGCUGAGCACCACUUCGGCGGCCACUUCGCACACAGCUGGUGAGCAGGAUUCCCUGGCAGGAGCGGACACCAUCAUAGCGGAUGCUACUGCGUCUGAAGACGUGACCGAAGUCCAAGUGACCAGCAGUAUGAUGCUGGAACCCGCCCUGAUUCCUCCACUCAAAGUGCUGCCCAAGUUCCGCGCCGAUGGGUUGAAGUACCGGUACGGCAACUUUGAUCGCUACGUGGACUUUCGGCAGAUGAACGAGUUUCGGGACGUACGCCUACAGGUGUUCCAGCGCCAUGUGGAACUGUUCCAAAAUAAGGACAUCCUUGACAUUGGGUGCAACGUGGGCCACAUGACUAUCACGGUGGCCAGACAUCUGGCACCGAAAACAAUUGUAGGCAUCGACAUUGAUCGAGAGCUAAUUGCCCGGGCUCGGAGGAAUCUCUCGAUAUUUGUGCGCAUUCCCAAGGAAGAGAAGAUGCCAGAGAUCAAGGCAGAACCAAUGGUCGAUUGUAAGGCGGAGUCAACUGAGAAAACGCAAUCCGUAGGCGGAGAGGCUUCGGAUUUAGCACACAAGAAAACGAGGCGAGGAAAGAAGCGGCGCAAGGUGCACCAAAGACUCCAGCACCAUCACCAUCACCGUCAUAAUCAUCAUCAUCACCACCACCACCACCUCUAUGAUCUGGAACAGCUGCAGCAACAACAGAAGCUGGACGCGCUUCUCGUCAAGCCGCACGAAUUCUUCCCCAUUUCUUUUCCGCUAACCUAUGGGGGAAUCCCCCAUUUGCCGCUAUCAAGCAAAUCGCCAAAUACGUGUGGCAACAAUAAUCUUUUCCCGUCAAACGUCUUCUUUAGACACACCAACUAUGUGCUCAAGGACGAGUCGUUCAUGGCCAAUGACUCGCAGCAAUACGAUCUCAUACUGUGUCUCUCUGUUACCAAAUGGGUCCAUCUCAACUUUGGGGAUAACGGCUUAAAGAUGGCCUUCAAGCGGAUGUUCAACCAGCUGCGCCCCGGUGGGAAGCUUAUACUUGAGGCCCAGAACUGGGCCAGCUAUAAGAAAAAGAAGAACCUGACGCCAGAGAUUUAUAACAACUACAAGCAGAUCGAGUUCUUUCCCAACAAGUUCCAUGAAUACUUGCUCAGCUCGGAAGUGGGAUUCAGUCACAGCUAUACACUCGGAGUGCCACGGCACAUGAACAAGGGUUUCUGCCGACCCAUCCAGCUGUAUGCUAAGGGAGAUUAUACCCCGAAUCAUGUGCGUUGGAGCGAUGCAUACUAUCCGCAAACCCCUUAUGAGGCAUAUCGCGGCAUCUAUGCCACCCUUCCAGCUCAUCGCAUGGGAGGCGGCGGAAGCAGCGCAGGCGGUAGCCAUAGUGGGCAUGCUCAAAUGCUGCACCUCAGUAGCUCCAGUCGGUCGCAAAACUACGAUACGCCGCACUAUGCAGGCAGCGCCUCCGGCUCGGCCAGUUGCCGGCAGACCCCAAUGUACCAGCCCACCUAUAAUCCAUUGGAGACGGAUUCAUACCAACCCAGCUAUGACAUGGAAUAUCUCAACCACAUGUACGUGUUCGCUUCGCCACUCUACCAGACCGUCUGGUCGCCCCCAGCCUCGCUGCGCAAGAGCAGCUCGCAUACCCCGGUAUUCGGAAGUGUGCGCGAAGCGGAGCUAGACGGUGAUGGGAGUGGAGGAGGUGGCAGCGGGGGAGGCAGCUACCACCGGCACGUCUAUCCACCAAACGAUGACACCUGUUCGCCGAACGCCAACACUAGCAAUGCGUUUAACUCGAUUCGCGACCCUGAUACCGAUGAUUCCAAUCAGCUGCCAGGGGGAAGUCGGCGGCAUGUGUAUGCCACCAACUGUGGAGAGAGCUCCUCGUCGCCGCAGGUUAAUCACCACGAGGCGACCGGCGAGUUUGUAGACGCUCUAAUGGAAGACGAACAUAAGUCUUCAAGUGGCGGAGGGGCUGGUGGCGCGGCUUAUUGUGAUCUUUCGGAUGCCUAGACUAAAAAUGUUUUAGGCAGGAAAAAAGUGUCAAAAAAAAAAAACAAAAAAAAACGAAAAAUCUUAAAAACCACGAAGAGUUUUUGAAAAGAAAAAUCAAUGUAACCGUAAACAAAACGCUUAUGUUUUCUAAGGUAUAAUGUGGGUAUAUAUUUUUUAUACAUCGUAAUUUAAUGAAAAGAAUAUAUAUACAAAUAUAUACAAAUCUAUAUAUACAUUUUGAACAGAGAUGCAUGUGUUUAGGUAUAUUGUUAUCUGUAUCGAUAAGGCUAACCUUUUUGCUAAAAUGCUUUAUAGUGAACACAUGAUUUGAUCCUGUUGGCAGUUCAAUUGUAAUCCUAGUUUUUAAUUCACCAUAAGCAAUACAAACACAAACACGCUCUUACGUAUAUAUCUACAUAUACAGGCACACCCACCAACACUCACACACACGACAAGCGGUAGCUUUAAAUAAUAUAUAUAAUGCUAUAAAAAUGUUUAGGAAACGUGAAAAAUUCCAUGAAAUUAAACUAUUUUUUAUUAAAACUUUGGCAAAGCAUAAAAUAUAACAUGCUGUAAGGAAAUGUGAAACAAAAUGAAUAAAGCAACCACAAUGGCAAGCAAAGAAAUUACAAAUUAAUAAUUUAUUCCUAAGAAUGUUUAAACAUUGUUUUAAGCCUUUGAAGUGGUAAGAGCUUAGGAAAUAAGGCAUCGGAGUUUAAGUUGUUCUUUUUAUUUAACGUUCGGAAAACAGUUCUUAACGUUUUAUCAAUACCGCUUGUCCACCUUGCAAAAGGAAAGCGGAAUUUAUGUCCUAUGUUUUUAAAACGUUUUAAUAAAAUAUUUAAUUUUUUCUGAGAAAAUAAAAAUUAAUGUAGUUGAAAGAAUUAAUGAAAGAUUUCUUCAUAGAGAAAUUAAACAAUAUUAUAUUUAAAACUUU
This is a messenger RNA of Drosophila biarmipes, 5731 nucleotides long. It is a transcript of the gene bin3, whose product is annotated as 7SK snRNA methylphosphate capping enzyme bin3. The transcript is spliced from 8 exons. Gene Ontology annotation, biological process: snRNA modification. The record is from RefSeq and is a predicted model, not a curated record. Gene Ontology annotation, molecular function: O-methyltransferase activity; RNA methyltransferase activity; snRNA binding. Lineage: Eukaryota; Metazoa; Arthropoda; Insecta; Diptera; Drosophilidae. Bases 655 to 4812 code for a protein of 1385 amino acids.